GGCAAGUUUUGAGUAGUAAUUGGUCGGGGUUUGUUGUGCAACCCUACACACUCUUCUCUUUAAGCGACUUUGGGCUUGUUUUUCUGUAAAGUCGCUUACAAAUAUUGGUAGUCGCGGGUCGCGUUUUUUUGGGCUUGUUUCUAAAGUGUAGUUGCUUAUUUUGGCUUUUCCCCGGCUCCAUAAUAAGUUAUCAAGCAGAUAUUUUCUAUAUGUUAUUUAAACGUAGGAGUUCCCACCCAAAUCCUGCUACUAAUUGGCUCUGACUCAGAUGGCAACGAGUACUAGCCAAUCAGAGGCAGAGCAGGGCAAUCUGUUUUUUUUUUUCUGGUUAGGAAAACGUUGUCAGUGAGUGAUGUAAACUUCAAAUAAAUGAGCGCGAGUUGCGACUGGUGGUGACUGACUGGACUGUAGGAGAGUUUUUAUUAUACAAUAAUAAAUAAAGAAUUUGUGAAUUCAGAAUGAUUUAUUUGUGUGUGCAAAUUUUAAUUAUCAGUAGUUUACUGUGUAUAUAAUGUACUCGGUACAUCAGUCUAUAUUUGAUAUCCCAUCAGUUUUCUAAUGUUAAAUCAUAUUAAAAGGUGGUUUAACUCCCUCUUGUAACGUGUGUACAGUUUUGUAAAACUGCGCACAGUUUACCAAUCUGUCUACAUGGAUGUAAAUCAACAAUCUGUACCCAGUUAAAAAUCCGUCCCCACGGUUUAUUUAUUUUUCUUAUGCCGGAACGGGGCUCCGUAGAAAAAGUCGCUUGUUUUGUGCUUGUUUUCACAGGCCUGGUUGCUUAUUUGUCUCGCGAGAUCUGGCAACACUGUUUCUGAAACCUACCUGCCUGCUCACGUAGGCACCCGUUGUCGUCUACUUCAACAUGAGCCAUUCUUGCUUUCUUCCCGGCGAUGAAAAUAAGAUAAUUAACUGAAAUGGACACUUUCUACAGCAGUUUCAGAUCUCGCGCUGGGCCAAAUGUCAACGCUACAGCUCAGAGUGGAAGUCAUAUUAUAGCUCCUGUACUCACUAACAAUACAAUAACAGGCGGUGUCCACUUCCUACAUAAUGCACACGCAGGUUUCACUUUUGAUCGCCCACACUCUGAAACAACACAAACAUCAGCAACAAGAUCAUUGAUUUUCAAACAUAAGACACGGAUCUGCAGUGAGUAUCGGUAUGUGACUGAGUAUAACUCUCUGCCUGGUGAACGAGUGCUGCUGUCUGAGCGCUACACACAACCUCUGAUCCUGCAGAGACAUAGACAUCAACAAGAGAGAGAAGAAGAGCUCCGCUCCAGUGGAGAGGACUUCCAGCAGGUCCUCAGCUCCAGGAGCAGUGAUAAAUCAGUCCAUCUAAACUCUCUGUUCAACCCAGAUAACCAUGGGAUCAGUCCUAGUGCUGUCAUACUGCAGGGAAACUCAGGGAAUGGGAAGACCUUAACUGUACAGAAGAUCCUGAUGGACUGGGCAUCUGAUAAACUCUACAAAGAGCGGUUUGAGAUUGUGUUUCACUUAAAGUGUAAAGAAAUAAACCGUAUUCCUGGCAGAAAGAGUUUGGUUGAGAUCUUGAGCUACAGCUGCAGUUUAACACCAGAUCAGAUCUCACAGAUACUGCAGAAGUCACCACAGAAGAUGCUUUUCAUCAUUGAUGGGUUUGAUGAGUUGAGACUCACACAGGACAAUUAUGACAUGUCACCUCACACUGAUGUGAUUCAGAAAGCUCCAGCUGAGGUCACACUUUGUGCCCUGUUGAGGGGUCACAUCUUGCCAGAGUCCUUCCUGCUGGUCACCACCAGGUCUACAGCUACAGACAAGUUAAGUCUGCUGCUCAAAGGACCUCAGCGUUUCACUGAGAUUAUGGGUUUCUCUGAGAAGGGAGUGGAGGAGUACUUCCAGAAGUUCUUUCAGGAUGAGCAACUUUUCAGGAGAGGUUAUACAUUUGUGAAGACAAAUGAGACCCUCUUCACCGCCUGCUCCAUCCCUGUCAUCUGCUGGAUCACCUGCACGGUUAUGCGAGAUAGGUUCACUGAUGGUGCAGAUGUGACAAGCGGACUGGAAACCAUCACCUCCAUCUACGUUGACUUUGUGUUCACUCUUCUGGAUCAUCACUGCCAGGGUUUGAGUCAGCCCGUCCCGAUACUGCUAAAGAGUCUGGGUCAGCUGGCAGAGAGAGGCAUGCUGGAAAGACAAGUGCUGUUUGAUGAGGAAAGCGUGCAUGAAACUGUUUCAGACUCGGCUAAAAAUCCAUUCCUAUGCAAGUUCCUCUUUAAGAGAAGAAUCCACCAGGAGACAAUGUUCAGUUUCAUGCAUCUCAGCUUUCAGGAGUUCUUUACUGCUCUCUACUAUGUCCUUCUGGAUGAAGAAGAGUCCCAGAAGAAACUUGCAGUGUUAUUAAAUCAUAACGAUUGUUACCCACCAGAUUUUCCAGCUGUGUGGCAGUUUACAUUUGGUCUCUUGAAUAAGGCUGUGAGACACACACUUAUGAAGAAACAUGGGCUGUUUUUUCACCCAAACACACAGGCUUGUCUGAAAAAAUGGAUUUUGAAAAAGUUUCAUUUAAAUUGUUUGUUUGAUAGUGGAGCUCUUUUUCUUCUUCACUGUCUUUAUGAACUCCAUGAAGAUGACUUUGUGAAAGAAGCUAUGGAAUCCUUGAAUAGGUUGUAUACAUAUGGUGAAUUGUUGAGAAGAACAGACUGCUGGGCCCUGCUGUACUGCCUUCAGUGCUGUCAGAGCAUCAAAAAAGUGGAUCUCAUGUCUUCCAGUUUAACGCCUGAAAAGUUGAUGAUGAUUCUACCUGUACUCCACAAGAUUAAACAUUUGUAUUUGAUUCUAGAAGAUGCAUCAGAGUCUGAUCUUGGUAAACUGCUGUGUGCCCUCACGAGAGGACAGACGCUGAAUGCCCAGGAAGUUCUUGUCGCUUCCCAGAUCCCAGAUGUUGGCAAUUGUUCUAUCAAUACACUUGAUCUGUCAAUCAGUGAACAGCUAUCCAGUGUCCACAUAGGAAUAUUAUCGUAUAAAGACCCUGCAGCGCCCUUACGCUCACUCAGUCUCACAUCUCCACACUCAGAGCUCAUCAACAUCAACUGGAUCGAACUUUUUCAGAUAAUAACCCAAAAUGAUUCAGAUGCAUUAAUUAAUAUUCUGUAUUUCUCUAAACUGAAAAAGAUGGCAAUACUUGUAGACUGCCUGACCGAGAGAUGGUGUGUUUGGACCCUUCAGAUCAUCCAGAACUGCCCCAGUCUAACAGAAGUCAAGGUAGAUGCUCUCUUUUUACUGGAGGAGGGAAUCAAGAUCUUGCAGAGGUCACGCACAAGACCAGCCUGUGUUAUGAGAGUUGAAGGGUCGGUUUGCCAUAAACUGUCUCAAAAAUGUACAGAAUAUAAAGACCGUGAACUUAGCUGCAACCAGAAGGUGAUGAUUCAUUUGAAUUCUUGGGGCUUUUCUAUGGAGAUGUUACGGAAGUCCUUGUUUUAAAAAUGAAUGGUAUGGCAUGAUAACUAGCAUCUUGACCAAAGCUGUGGAUGGAGAUGACGACAACUGAGAUGUAUAUAAAAUGCAGUUAGGUUUUGUAUUGUAAUAGUUGUCAAGACAAUUUAUUUGCAUAAAUCUUUUCAAAAUACAGAUUGUUUUAAAUCAGUUUUACAGUUUCAUGAUUAUUUUUUUGUAGUUUAGAGCCGGGUGAUUGUAAAGUUAAUGUUUGAUGAUACAAACAAGCAGUUGAGAUUUGCUAAACUCUAUAUACUGUGUGACUUUGAGCACUGUUUGUAUGCAAAAAAAAAAAAAAAGAUUUUAAGGUGGGGUUAUUGAUUAUGAUGUGAUAAAGAGGAUUAUGAAUCUUAGGUUUUGUGAUGUUUAUAACAAUUUAGUGUAUUAAGUCCAUUUACUAUUUGUUGAUGUUUAUCAUUUAAAUGCGGUGUAUAAACAAUGGGAAUUAAGAUUAUGGUCAUAUCACACUCAUAAGCAGUUCAACAAAAAUAGAUACAUGAUACAAAAUGUUAUGGUCUCCUAUAUGCAAACCAAAGACAACUGUGGCAAGGAAUGAAAAACUCCAGAUAAAAAAAGCCUUGGGAGAAACCAGGUUAUACCAGGGGGUCAGUUUUCCUCUGGAUAUACAUUCAUACGUCAGUAAUUAAGCAGACAAAUCUCAUGUAACUGUAGUAGUGUGUUCUUUUCAUUGGAUUAUUUGAUUUUGCAAUACUGUAAAAAAUAAGAAUUUGGUAAUUCCCUGUUUGGUUUUAGCUACAAGCUCAUGUGAAAGUUUAAUAAAACAUGAAAGCAAAGUCCCUGCAGAUGUCCACUGAUUUGCAUUAAAGACUUCGUGAGUACCACUUUAAGGAAUAGUUCACCCAAAAAUAAAACCCAUAAUUUCCACAGCCGUGUUGUUCUAAAACUGCACAACUUUAAGAAUAUCCUGACCACUCCGUGAAGCAGCUGUGUUUGUUCAAAGAAGAAAUGACACACAGAGUAGUGCUGGUCAAACACUUAAUGCCCUGGGUUUAUUAAUUUUUUGUCAUAAUUAUUAUUUUUAAUUCAUUCUUCCAGGUGGGACUUG
Messenger RNA from Carassius auratus (goldfish), 4533 nucleotides. Its product is annotated as NACHT, LRR and PYD domains-containing protein 3-like. The record is from RefSeq and is a predicted model, not a curated record. The transcript has 11 exons. The coding region runs from base 915 to 3455 and encodes 846 amino acids. Gene Ontology annotation, cellular component: cytoplasm. NCBI's taxonomy places the organism in Eukaryota, Metazoa, Chordata, Actinopteri, Cypriniformes, Cyprinidae.